This is a messenger RNA of Anguilla anguilla (European eel), 994 nucleotides long. It is a transcript of the gene tmem160, whose product is annotated as transmembrane protein 160. The record is from RefSeq and is a predicted model, not a curated record. Lineage: Eukaryota; Metazoa; Chordata; Actinopteri; Anguilliformes; Anguillidae. The transcript is spliced from 4 exons. Bases 331 to 960 code for a protein of 209 amino acids.
GUACUCUCGCAUUGAUUAGUGGAGCGUUGCCGCCACCUUGUGGCAGCAAUCUAUUACUGCCACUGAAUAAAGAACCAUAAAUAAUGUGAACGCAUGAACAGUCGUGUCCGCAAGGUACUGCAUGACGUGUCCCACUUGGAGACUAAAACCACAAAAAUAUUAUUGUUCCGUAUAAUUACAGUAAAAGUACGUCAAGUUAAAUGGACAGAAGGUGGCGCUACAGUUGCAGAGCAUGUUUUCGGCAGCAUAAAAUGACUCCUCGUGUUUUCGUCGUUUUCAGCGCGAUAGUUCACAGGUCGCGGAAAGGUUGUGUUUUGGUUUCGACUAGCUAUGGCGGCUGUGAGUUGGUUUGCUUACAGGCAACUGCCUCGCAUCGCGUCCCAGUUCGGUCGGCACCUGAGGCGAGCUGGACUGUUCUAUACCGGAGCACCGGUGCGGAGAUUCACCUCGACUCCUCGCUCGCGGAUCGGGGAUAAAGGGUCAUGGGGCAAGACGCGGAUGCUGGAGCAAUCUCAUUUGACAGAGCUCGAUAAGGCGGAUGCAUUGAUGUUGAGGAAGUCCCAUGAGACAGGGUUCCUGUCCUGGUUCCGUAAUGGUCUGCUAGCCACUGGAAUAGGGGUCAUAGCCUUUGUGCAGAGUGAUGUUGGCCGAGAAGCUGCGUACGCGUUCUUCAUCCUGGGCGGCGUGUGCGUGUCCUUCGGCGGGGCGACCUACGUGGGGAACCUGUUCGCCCUGCGGCGCAUCAUGCUCCUCUCGCUGCCCGCCGUCCUGCUCCACAGCCUGGUGGUCAGCAGCGUCGCCCUCUUCUGGCUGUGCGCGGUAUCGCUCUACAUCGGCCGGCUGGAGGUGGAGAUCAUCCACGACGACGAGGACGACGGGGAGGAGGGGGGCGAGUGCGAGGAGUGCGGGGGCCGGCGGGAGGGGCGCCACCCGGAGGACGGAAAGGGCCAGGACAAGUGAGGGGGGGCGGGGUCCUGUGCUGGGGUGCCCCUGC